UUUUAAGAUUUUGAAGAUAUCAAUUUCCUGUGCCUGCGGUAUGAAAUCAGCUAUAAUAGACGGAGUGCCGGAAUAUAUGUAUAAUAUAAGUUACAUAAAUCAUAAGAUAACAUACAUACAAACUGUUUAUCAGGUGCUCAUACAAAAAAGUAAAAUUCGGACAACCAACAGAAACCGGUGGAAAAUAUGGAAUGUUUCUAGCAACAAAUAAUGUCGACUUUUUUUCAGUGUAAUUAAGUACACACAUAUGUAUGUAUGCAUGCAUUUCUAACUACUUUAUGUGAUACCAUAGCAACGCUGAUGCACUAAUUUGUUUAUGCAUCGAUGUAUUGACUGCUAAUAAAAGCACUUGGGCAAGUUCUUACACCACUACACAUUUAAAAUUGAAAAAAGGGGAAAAAUUCGGUAUCAUGAACAAGCAGAAGUCAAAUAAUAGCUCCAAUAACAGUGGAACAUCUUCGGAGACUAGUGAGACUCAAAGUGUUGAAGACCAUCAAACAGUUUUACUAUCUAACAAUCGUAGUUUAUCAUUGAGUAGGGCCAAAAAUAGCUGGAAACGUAUGAAGGAACUGGCUUCAGAAAAGGAAAAGGAAAAUGAAUCUAAACGCCCACCAUGGCGGGCAGUUAGCGUGUCAACGCUUACCAAACCUGACAAGAGUGCAUUGCUUCGUGCUAAAUUACUUGAUGCAUCAAGACGAUUAAGAGCUGGAAAAGUAAAUGUAGGUCUUCAAACGGACUUUGUGCCGACUAAGCUUAUGAAAGAAGCCAGCGUCGAUGCACAAUAUGAUUUAAUUUUGCACAAAGAUAUUGGGAUUCUUACCGAUGGACAAUAUUGUAGGAAGAAGGAUGGCUUUCAACAGUAUAUUUUGACCUAUUCCAUGUCACAAAUGACCGACAGCAUUGCUACAGUUUCUCGGUAUACACAAACGCUUCUGCCCAAAGCUUAUAAUAAGGACGUCAUUAAUAGUUACUUAAUACAAUGUAACGAAGAUGAAAAUGGUAUUGUCUCAAAUUUGGAGACGGGUUUCGAUGAUACAAUUACUAGAAUACGAAAGUUGUAUUUUGACGAGGAGUCUCAAUUACAAAGACAUGCGGUAGGCGCAAAUCGUGGCGGUCUUAACUUAACACCUACCCUAGCCUCGUGGAAUUUUGAUGAUGAUCCAGUUGAAAUGGAAUCUGAUCGACAUUUUAUACCUUAUACCAUAGACUCGUACAGCCCGUGGCGCAGUUUCGCCCCUAUUCCUUUUCAGUUGAGGGGCAAUUCAGUUAUUGGAACUAUGAAAAUUGAUUGGUAUGCUUUGCUGCAGUCUAUCGAUGAACUAAUAAAGGAGUCAAACCAUUUAGUAGACAAACUUGAACAGAUUAUGCUGGGCAAUAGUUUGCAUCAAAAAACUUUUUUGACUAAUAUAGAUCAAAUUACAAAAUUCAAGUCUAGCAACAUUAAGCCCCCAUCUGAGCAUUGGUUGCCAAUCAUUGAACAACAAGAGAAGCAAUUAAAAGCUAUUUUAAGCACGCCUGAAUCCAGUUAUGUUACCCCCGAAUAAAGAAUAUGUUCUUAAUGUUUACGAAAUAAAAA
Molecule: messenger RNA, 1576 nt
Organism: Drosophila pseudoobscura
Lineage: Eukaryota; Metazoa; Arthropoda; Insecta; Diptera; Drosophilidae
Exons: 4
Coding region: 411-1544 (377 amino acids)
Source: RefSeq, a predicted model, not a curated record